Molecule: messenger RNA, 7206 nt
Organism: Pyrgilauda ruficollis (rufous-necked snowfinch)
Lineage: Eukaryota; Metazoa; Chordata; Aves; Passeriformes; Passeridae
Gene: SLC35G1
Product: solute carrier family 35 member G1
Exons: 3
Coding region: 143-1351 (402 amino acids)
Biological process (GO): calcium ion export across plasma membrane; regulation of cytosolic calcium ion concentration
Cellular component (GO): plasma membrane; endoplasmic reticulum membrane
Source: RefSeq, a predicted model, not a curated record
AGGGCCGAGCCGCCCGGCCGGUUCCAGGCGGGGCCUGGCGGGGGGUGGCGGAGCCGGGACCCGGUGUAGCCUCCCCCGCGGGUGCUCGGCGCUGCGGGCGGGCGGAGGGAAGGCGGCGGGCGGCGCAGGGCGGCCGCACCGCAUGCGCAGGAGGGCAGGUGUCGCCGGCAGCCGAGAGCCGCCGGGAGCAUCGCGGCAGCUCCGCGUCCUCAUGGUGCUGUGUCAGGGCGGAGAGGGCGACGCUGCUCCCGCAGCGGGCGGGCUGGAGCCGGAGGUGCCGCCGGGCCGGGAGGACGGGCCGGGUGCGGUGCAGCCGUGCCCCGCGCCCGGCGUCGAGGCGGCGAGUGCCGAGGAGCGCCGCGCUUGUGGCUGCUGCUCGGGCAUGUCCUGGCCGUUCUGCUGCGAGGCACCUGGGGCAAAGAAGAAAAGGUGCCCAGGACUUGGUCUGUUUUAUACCAUGCUGUCUGCCUUCCUUUUCUCAGUGGCCUCCUUGUUUAUUAAAAAAAUAGAAGAUAUACAUUCAGUGGAAGUGAGUGCAUUUCGAUGUGUUUUCCAAAUGGCAUUUGUUGUUCCUGGUUUAAUAUACUACAAAACAGGGUUUUUGGGACCAAAAGGUAAAAGAAUUUUUCUUUUCUUCCGAGGAUUCCUUGGCUCUACUGCAAUGGUUCUUCUCUACUACGCUUACCAAGUCAUGCCACUAGCUGAUGCCACUGUUAUAACUUUCACCAGUCCUGUUUUUACGUCAUUGCUGGCAUGGAUCUUUCUCAAAGAGAAAUACACCCUUUGGGAUGUUCUGUUUACUCUCUUUGCAGUCGCUGGAGUGAUUCUUAUUGCCAGACCACCAUUUCUGUUUGGCUCACGUGUUACAGGGAUUGAAGGAAGUUACUCAGAUCACGUUAAAGGAACUGUAGCAGCGAUUGCAAGCACCUUUUCUGCAGCUUCAACUAUUGUUAUACUAAGGAAGGUGGGAAAGUCUGUGCAUUAUUUUGUGUCAGUUUGGUAUUAUGCAGUCAUUGGAUUAAUUGGAUGUGUUAUAGCAUUGUUUAUUUUGAAUGAAUGGCGUUUACCACAUUGUGGUAAAGAUAGGGUUUUUCUAAUAUUAAUAGGCUUGUUAGGGUUGGGGGGUCAGAUAUUUCUCACAAAAGCAUUACAAAUAGAGAAAGCUGGACCUGUAUCAAUAAUGAGAACAAUGGAUGUGGUGUUUGCUUUUAUUUUACAAGUUCUUUUUCUCGAUCAUCUGCCAACUUGGUGGACUGUGGGUGGUGCCCUUUGUGUAGUAGCCAGUAGUUCCGGAACCGUCAUUCGUAAGUGGAGACACAGUGUGAAAAAAGCUAAACAGAGGGAAAUCUAACGAUAUAGACACCAGUUCACUACACAAACAAGCAAUCUUGAAAGAUAUAUAAAUACAAUAUUUAUUUUUAUUUAUUUAAAUAUCCCAUUUACCAAAUUGUAGUACCAAAUUAUAUCCAGUAAAAUAAGUUGAUUUUUUUUUAACCAAAAUUGAAGAUGUACUAGCAACUGAUGAGGUAUAUACUUUCCUUAGUUAUAUUUAGGCAUGCUAAUAUGGGCAGUAGAAAGAUACUUCAAAGAUAUUGCUUCCUUUCAAAAGUGUACAAUAUUUAUUUUCCUAAAGUUCCUGACCCUCCACUUAAGACUCUGUUUUUCAGAGCAGUGGAAAUAAGUCUCCCAGACUUAAUAAUAUUCUGUGCUUGAUUACCACAGGGAUUGCAGUACAAAAGUUAGAAGGGAAUGAAGAGUUGAUAAUCCGUAAACAACCAGCUUUUAUAGAACAGAUAAAGGUUGUACUUCUAUAAGCUUUCUAAUUAUUAUUUAGCACAUGCAGAUGCCAAAUGAAGAUUUAAUUUGGAUUCUAAAAAAACAAAAGUGAUUUAAUUUUUCCAAGUAAUAUCAAGAGAAAAUUAACUUGUGAAAAUUACCUAUCAGGUUUGCUUUUUAAAAAAAAAAAGCGUUUUAAGUGUUUGUACUUACUUCACAGACAUAAUGAAACAACCUAAUCACCUUUUUUUUUUUCAAAAGUUGUUUUCCCUGUAAACAUGUCUUUAGUUGCUGCAGUCUCAGAUGAGAGACAACAGUUAAUUCUGUACCACACAUAAAUUAGCCCUUUCUUCUGGUAUGGACUGCUGCGCUGUAGCUGCACUUUUCUUUAUUCUAUGCAAAAGAUUAUAUUUUUUAGGUAUUUAAUAUAGGUUAUAUUUAAUGCUUCUUAUGACCCUUUUUAGAUCCUUCUAAACAAAAGUUCUUUAUGAGACCAAGUUUGAGUCUCCUUUGCCUUCAUAAACUUAGAAGAAUUUACAUUAGAGCUUUUGCCUGUUUCCUAAGAAUGUACAAGAGUGCAAUGUAAUUGCAGCUUCACAGAAAAUGCAAGUUGGCCAAGGUCGUACAGAGAUUCUACAGAAGAGGUUUGAGGAAAGCUUGGUGGAAGGGUGACACUAUGCAUACACAUCACAUUCAGGCAUCCACACUGCAUCAGGCAGUCCUAGUGGGCAACUUUAGUCCCACUUUUCAUGCUGGCCCUUUUAAGUCUGUGUUUAUCAUUUCUCUUACACAUCUUCUCACUUUUGUAGGCUUUAUCUUGAAUGCAACAAAUACUAAAGAAAAAUAGUUUUAUUACUGAUCUUGGUGUCCUUCACAUUUCAGGAGGACUAAACAUUUAGUAUCAGGAAGUGGAAUUUUCCCAAGUUGAAACUUUUGGGUCUUGUCUCAGUAAAGUGUAAAGACAAUUUUAAUUGGAAUCUUUAUUUGGUCCUUUGUAUCUUGAGGAGGUUUUCAGUUACUUACUCAGUCUAGUGUUUUUCUAAAAGAGAAUGCUGUGUUCUGUACACUUGUUAGAUUUUUUUUUUUCUAAAUCACUAAAGGUGGUGGACAUUUCUUUUGAUUUGUAGGUGUCUGGUCACAUGUCUUUUCCUUUGCCAAUAAGCAUUGCAUCCUGUCAGGGCAGAUCCAGGGACUUCAAUCCCAAAUGCAUGGAAUGCAAUAGUACUUUAGGGUCAGAGUAUCAUAAUAUACUGAGUCAGAAAGGGCCUGUCAGAAUCAUUGAGUCCCACUCCUGGUCCUGCACAGGACACCCCAAGAGUUACACCAUAUGCCUGAGACCAUUGUCCAAACGUUCCUUGUAUCAGACAGGCUUGGUGCUGUGACUGCUUCCCUGGGGACCUUGUUCCAGUCCCCAAAUAUCCUCUGGGUGAAGAACCUCUUCCUAAUAUCCAGCCUAAACCUCUCCUGACUCUGCUUCAGGGCAUUUACUUGAGUUCUGUCACCGACUACAGGGAAAAGAGAUCAGCACCUGCCCCUGCACUUCCCCUUAUGAGGAUGUUGAAGACCUCAGUGAGGUGUCCCCUCAGUCUCUUCUUCUCCAGGGUGAACAGACCAAGUGACCUUAGCAACUCCUCAUAAGUCUUUCCCUGCAGACCCUUCACCAUCUUCAUGGCCCUCCAUUAAGCUGUCUAAGAGCUUAAUGUCUUUCUUACCUUAUGGCACUCAAAGCUGCCCCCAGCACUCAGUGCAGCUCCAGUGCAGAGCAGAGCAGGACAAUCCCUCCCUCGCCCAGCUGGCCAUGCUGUGCCCGGUGUCCCCCAGGACACCUUGGCCCUCCUGGCUGCCAGGGCACUGCUGACUCUUGCUCACCUUGCCAUCCACCAGGCCCCCCAGAUCCCUUUCUGUGGUGCUGGUCUCCAGUCUCUCCUUCCCCAGUCUGUCUGUUGCCACACCCCAGGUGCAGAAUCUGUCACUUGACCUUGUUAAACUUCUUAUGUUUGGUGAUUGCCCAGCUCUCCAAUUUAUUGAGGUAUCUGCAGGGCUUCCCUGCAUUUGAGGGAGUCAACAGCUCCUCCCAAUUUAGUGUCAUCAGCAAACCUGAUAUUCCUUGGAGCCCUGCAUCCAAGUCAUUAAUGAAGAUGUUGAAGAGAACUGGGCUGAACUAGAGCCCAUUAGAGACUGGACACCUGAUGCCACCCCAUUCUCUAACUCUUUGUGCCUGACCUGUGAGCCAGUUGCUCACCCAUCGUGUAACACAGUUAUCCAGCUGUGUGCUGGACAUUUUGUCCAGAAGGAUGCUGUGACAGUAUCUGCUGAAGUCCAAAAAGAUUAUGUGUACUGUACUGGCUUUCCUAGAUUGACUGGAUGGGCUACCCUUUAGUAGAAGAAAAUCAGGUUUGACAAUCAAGACUUGCCAUUCAUGAAGCUGUGCUGGCUGGGACCAAUGAUUGAAUUGUCCUCCAGGUGUUUUUCAUUACCUCACAGAAAAACCUUUUCCAUGUAUCUGGAUAUGAGGAGCUGUCUUUGUCCAAGUUUCUGUAGGUAAAACCUGCACCCUGAAUCUGAAUGUGUUUAUGGACAUGAGAAGAUUCCACUUGAGUGGUAGAACCAGUUCCUGCUUACAGCUGACUGUUCUCUGCUUUUCCUGAACACUGAAGCUCAGCUACUGCUGACAAGGUCAGGAAACUGCUUUAUUAUCUCUUAAAAGCCUCACAUAAUAAAAAAAAUUCCAGUUUGGCACCCUUUUUUGCUUAAUACUUGAAACUGUGAACUGGGAUUGCUUUUCUGCUGCUUAACCAUCGCUGCCAUUGAGAGCAACUUUCAGGGGAGGGAAGGAAAACAGACUGCAUUUUUUACUGCUUCACUUCUUGUGUAAUAUGCAUGUGUCUGAAUUGCCACUUACAAAGGUGUGGUUCCAAAGCUGUUCAGAUUGAUGCAGACUUGGAUUGUCAGCUAGGCCUGCUCUCUCCCCUUGGCUCAAUGCUUAUGUGGUUAUGUGAUGAGCUACCCCAGGGAGCUGAUCCAGUACAUGCCUGCUUAGUAAGGUUGUUGGAGGGCAAAACCGGAGUAGCCUAGACUUGAUGACAGUAUAAAAACAUUAGGAAGUAGAAUUUGGUAUUGGUUUAAAUUACAUCAUAUGAAUGCUGCUUUGUCAGUACAGAAGAAAAAUUAUGUGGAAGCUUACAUUAAAAAACAUCCGUGUGAUUUCAAUCAAUCUUGUUUACACUUAGUAGAGAAGAACAGUUUACUGAAGAAAGGAUUGUUUUCUAGCCCUUAACACAUAAGUAAAUGUAGAAAAUAUGCUACAUGACCAGAAAUCUACAUCUAGGUAUAGAGGUUUGUAAUUUUUGUCUCAAGUUAUAGCAGAAACUCUUUCACUAUAUUUCUUGUGCCAAAAGCCCCAGAUGAUUGUUUUUUUUCUUUGUUCAAACAUACAGGGUUUCCUUAUGGCUUCAUCUGCUUAUUUCCUCUUGCUGUUCUUAAACCUUGCUAAAUAUUUAAGUUGUUAAAAUAAUAAUCUAAACCAGAUCCUGUGUUGGAGGAUUUAUGUUUUGGAACAUUGUUUUGAUUUUGAUUGAUCUUUUAGGAAACUGUUUAACUGGAAUGAGACUGAAGGACUUGACUAGGGCUUCUCUAUCCAUAAAGCAUGACAAGCUAGUUUCUGUAAUUGGUUUUUUUAGAUGAUGUUGGGAAUUAAAGACAUUUAAGCUUUAAGUUCUUCAACCACCUCAAUUUUAAAAUUUUUCAUCCUCUCAAAUAUAGGCUAAAAACCUAAAUAUUAGUUGCAAGCCUUAAUGAAACUACAACAGUGUGCAUACCAUGAAAUGCUGGGGUUUUUAAAUUGAAAAUAUUUCUUAAAAUUUCUGUUGCGAUUGUAAAACUUUCCUUCAAAAAUUAACAGUUUGAGAAUCAGAAAUGAAACUGGCUGAGCCUUGAUUCUUUUACAUUUUUAUCUUCUUUAGCUUUUUAAUACAGCAAAUUUCUCAGGGUCAAAAGUAUUUUUCUGAGCUUUGAGUCAGAAAUAUAUUGAUGUUCGUUGUCUAUAGUGUCCUGCUGUGAUCUUUACUUUAUAAAUAUGCUAUUCUAAUAGCAACUCCUUCCUAUGUAAUAGGGUGGAAUAUUGUUGCAUUGCAAUUGCUUUGUUAUAAUGUUAAGUUUCUGUUGAAUUUCAACAUACUCAUUCAAUGUUCUGAUUUCAGUGGAUUCUGAAUAGAAGGAGUAAUAAUUAUUGAUUAUUUUGCACAGAAACAUAGGGAUAAAAAGAUUUAGUUGUUACUGAUGCAUCAUAAAUUUGGUUCAUUUGUUCUUUACUAUGCAAGACACUGUAAUUGCAGGUGGUCUUCAGUGAGACUUUGUAGCCUUAAUGCCUUAUGUACCCAACUCUUCUUUAGAAAGCUGAUGGCUUUGUACUGUCACUGUGCAGCAGCCAAUUUCUUUCAGGUUCAGUUGGUUGUUUAAAGUGUGCUCUAAAAGCCCUUUAAAUAAGGGCUUUUAAAUAAGUCUACACUGAGAAUUUGACAAGCUCAUUGUGUAGACAAGGGUGAUCUAUAUAAUUAAAAUGGAUUUCCAGCAUCUAUCUAACACCAGGCAUGAAAUAACCUCAGCAUAACAGCAUUGGUGAUAUUACUAGUUAAAUGUGUAAUUUUUAUUCUGAAAACAGAUUCCCAGUUCCAAAAAGCGGUCCAAGAUGGCGCUUCCCGGAAUUAGUAAUGACUAAAUGGAUUGUAUUUCCCUUGAUCAUAAUUUAAAAAAUAAUAACUACUCCCAUGGUAUUUUCUCUUCCUUGAGCUUUUGUUUAAGAGUUGUCUGCUGGAGGGUUUAUUUCUAGGGAGGCAGCCUCUUUUGAAGUUAUUUCCUUGCUAACUAGCAGUAGUUACCCAGGAAGAGUCUGAUUUUUAGUUCUCUAACUUACCAUGAUUACCAUGGCAGGCUCAUCUGUGGCAUCAGCCACACAAGGGUAAUAAAAACAUUGUCCCUGCAUGGAUUCAGUGUUGGCAGUGCUGACAGCAGAUGUGAUCACUGACCUCAGCAGGACAUUGCAUCUACCAGCAGAAUGUUUUUGCGGUCAUAACUGCCUGUAUAUCCAAAGAAAAGUUGUGGCUUUAUGUUCCUGCAGAUGCAGGUGACUUCAGGGGGGAACACACAUAGAGUUCUAUGGUGAUAACUUAUGUAUAUCAGAAUGAGUAAUUUCCUAUGUUAUGUGAAUUACUGUUUGACAAAAAGGGGGUAAAAUACCCUCAGCAUUAAUUAAAGGAUUUUUGCUAUGUCCUAUAUAUUGUUAAAUAUAUGUUGAAUUAUAUGUUUUGUAGAAUUUACUGGCUUUGUUAUGUAGUAGUAUAUUUUUAUAGACAAUUCUUAUAUAUUGAAAUGUUAAGAAUAUUUUCAUAAGAGAUUUAUAUUCCUUAUUGCUAAUAAAAGGAUUCUGAAUAA